Molecule: messenger RNA, 1776 nt
Organism: Mesorhabditis belari
Lineage: Eukaryota; Metazoa; Nematoda; Chromadorea; Rhabditida; Rhabditidae
Source: the annotation of a GenBank genome assembly
AUGAAGAGCCUGGUUGCACCGCAAAAUGUGAUCUUGUUCGCGGUUUUGUUCUCUAUUGGAUAUGGAAAAAUUCAUCAUCUAGCAUUAAAGGGAGAUGCUCGACGAAACAUCAUUUUGACGAGUUUUGGCUACACCGAGGGCGGCACUUUCGAUCUCGUUCUCAGCAAUUUCAACGUUCCCGACGAAAUUGCCCAUUUGACCGAUUCGAGUGAUGAACAUUCGGAUAGAUUGGGUGUCAUCGGCUUCUCUCUCUCUCGCGGCUCGUCAAUCUACCAGAGUGUUGGCUCAAAUCCACGCGUUUGUCAACUGCAACAAACUGAUCAAGGCUUCGACGCGAUAUUUUUCCUCGCGGAUUUGCCGAAAAAUCGUUUACGCGUGUUCAGGAGUGGGAUCGGGGAGAAAAUCACGAUUUGCCCAUCACAUGAACAUUGUGAAUCGAGCGUUGCAACAACAGAAGGUGAUGUUGAGAUCAAAGAUGAUGUUGAGAUUAAAGACGAUGUUCAAACGAGAUCGGCCGAGAAUGAGACAAAGUCUGAUCGAGAGAAACGCGGUGUCUUUGACACGAUCAAACGAUUGUUCACGAGUAAUUCCGAUGGAAAAGAAUAUGUGGAUUAUGUGCCAUUGCAGAAGAAUGACAAUCUCUACUCGGCAAAUAUCUCGAUCCGUUUCACCAACGAGGAACGCGGGAAAUACCAUUUCAUCUAUCACAAUUGUUUCAACUACAGAGAGCAGGGAUAUAGCACUCGGGUAGCCGUCGAUUUCACGGUGGACAUUGUCGAGAGAAAUUUUUUCUCUUUCCUCUCCGCCGGGGAUCUUCCGAAACCGCAACUUUUUCUCUACAUGUCAUUGAUGUUUUUAUUCGCCGGAGCUCUUUGGACACACAAAUUGUGCAUGAGCAACUCAUCCGACAUUUUCCGAGUUCACUACUUGAUGACAUGUCUAGUCUAUCUCAAGGCUUUGUCCCUAUUUUUUCAUGGAGUCAACUACUACUUUGUGGCAAAAUACGGUCAUCAGAAAGAGAUCUGGGCUCUCGUUUUCUACAUUACACAUUUAUUAAAAGGAGCAAUGCUUUUUGGAACGAUUGUUCUCAUCGGCACUGGGUACACGUUUUUCAAGAAUUUCCUGACUGAACGAGAUCGAAAAGUGUUCAUGGUUGUGCUUCCGUUACAGAUCAUUGACAACAUCGCUUUGAUCAUCAUUGAAGAAAGCGAGUUCGGAAAUCAAUCCUAUCAAUUUUGGUAUCAAAUCUUUGUCUUCUUGGAUUUAAUUUGCUGUUUCUUGAUCUUUUUCCCGAUUAUCUGGUCAAUGCAUCACCUCGUCGAAGGCGCUCGAUCCGACGGAAAAGCGGCGUUUAAUUUGGAGAAAUUGAGAAUCUUUCGACAGUUUUACCUCUUGGUUAUCUGUUAUAUCUACACAACAAGGAUUAUCAAGUUUUUAUUAUUGUACGGUAUUCCAUUCGAUUUGGAGUGGACAUGUGAGGCUGUGGUCGAGAUUUCGACACUCUUUUUCUUCGUUGUUGUCGGCUACAAAUUUCGGCCUCAAUCCAGGAAUCCGUACCUCAAAUUGAACCAAGAAGACUCCGAGGAUGAUGAUGGAGUGGCUUUGACGCAAUCAAAUCUCCUGGAAGGGGUGAUCAAUCGAUCAAAGAGCAACGGGGAAACGGUUCUCAUUGAUAUCCCGGGAACGAUCGGCGGUUUGGAUGAGACAGACAGUGAUGGAGAGGAGGAAACAACAAUAAGACCCCAUAGAAUGAGUCAUCCCGAAAAAACACUCCUU